UUCAUAAACCCUAUCAGAUAGCUGUCUGAACGAAACUCAGAUUUUGUCGGGGGAACUCAGCAAAAGACUCAAACGAGCAAAGAAGUAUCGGGAGAAAAAGGAAAGUAGAACGUAAUUCGAAAUGGGGAUAGUAGCUGCGAUCGGAGUGUUAUUGCCAUUCCCUUUCUACUGGUGGCUAUGGACGAAUCCUCAGUCUUGGGUCAAUCUCUGCGGCCAAGGAAAAGACCCUUCCACGGUGAUGGCACGUGUGUCUCACGUCCUCAAGGCUGCUCAACUCCUCUCUCUCUUCUCCGUCGCCUCUCUCUCAUGGCCGCCUCCGCUUUACUUCUGGCCCGUCAUGGCCUUUGGCCAGUUUCUCAACUUCAGGGUAUAUCAACUGUUAGGUGAAGCUGGAACAUAUUACGGUGUACGAUUCGGGAAGAACAUACCUUGGGUUACAGAGUUCCCAUUUGGGGUCAUCAGAGAUCCACAGUAUGUUGGGAGUGUCAUGUCUCUGUUGGCUUGCCUCUCUUGGGUUCCGUUCCAGUACAUUUUCCUCUGGUGUCUCGGUUAUGUUUUCAUGAUGCUAGUCGAGUCAAAGGAGGAUCCCAGUGCUCGUGCCAAACCAAUCUCCUGAUGUCUUGGCAUUACACACUAGUUAAUAGAGUUUUAACUCCCACGAAAGUCAGGUCUACAUUUCUUGUUGUUUUGAUUGUUUCUGUUCUCAGCUUUGUACCCAAACUAAUUUUGUAGUUCCACGGACAAUGCAGCUAGACUUUAUACAUUUUUGUUGUCAAAAGUUAUUGGAACAAAAUAUAAGAUAUGUAAUAAACAUAAACCAGUAGUGAAAAUUUGUAAUAAACAAAACCUAAGUCUUUUGUCUGUGGACUCCCUAAGCAAUUAUUAAGCAAGAAUAAUACUUUAUAAGUUGUUUGCA
Brassica napus (rape) is the source of this 916-nucleotide messenger RNA. RefSeq names its product phosphatidyl-N-methylethanolamine N-methyltransferase. The record is from RefSeq and is a predicted model, not a curated record. Gene Ontology annotation, biological process: phosphatidylcholine biosynthetic process. Gene Ontology annotation, molecular function: S-adenosylmethionine-dependent methyltransferase activity. The coding region runs from base 122 to 616 and encodes 164 amino acids. The transcript is spliced from 2 exons. NCBI's taxonomy places the organism in Eukaryota, Viridiplantae, Streptophyta, Magnoliopsida, Brassicales, Brassicaceae.